This is a messenger RNA of Notolabrus celidotus (New Zealand spotty), 3365 nucleotides long. It is a transcript of the gene kif20a, whose product is annotated as kinesin family member 20A. The record is from RefSeq and is a predicted model, not a curated record. The transcript is spliced from 19 exons. Gene Ontology annotation, molecular function: ATP binding; microtubule binding; plus-end-directed microtubule motor activity. NCBI's taxonomy places the organism in Eukaryota, Metazoa, Chordata, Actinopteri, Labriformes, Labridae. Gene Ontology annotation, biological process: microtubule-based movement; mitotic spindle assembly. Gene Ontology annotation, cellular component: nucleus; spindle microtubule. The coding region runs from base 188 to 2920 and encodes 910 amino acids.
CCGCAUUGUUCAAAAACGAAACGCAGCCGGGUAAAAAAAUAAUCCGCAGUUCAGCUCGUUAGCGUUUUUCUUCAGGUAGUUUGAUUUGGAACAUCCAGUUUUACAUGAGUACCUGAGAGCUGGGGACUGACUCAGGAAAUUAAGGACUUUGAGCCGCUAGAGAUCCUUUGCGAUAUUUUGGGUAAACAUGGCGCUGUCUUUGUCCUCCCCGUGUGGAUGCCCCUACGAUGAGGAUGACGAGAUAGCCGUGUUUGAGUCCACGGCUGCAGAGCUUGGAAGCUCAGCCAGACCCCGUCUACCUGAGAUCUCUGUUAUUUCUCCUGGCCUGGACCCUCGUCCAUCCACGACAGUCUCGAAACUAGCGGUGAAACCUGCAGCAGGGAGACAAGACAGCUCUGAUGGAGGGAGCACAGAGAGAGUGAAAGUGUUUCUGCGUAUUCGCCCACUCUCUGCAGCAGAAAGAGAAAAAGGAGAAGAAGAGGGGUGUGUGGCUGUCCAAGAUGAAGAGAAUCUGCUUCUUAAAGCUCCAAAGGAAUCUCAGAACAUGAGGACUGCAGAGAAGGGCAUCACCCAGAGCAUGCACAAGUUCAGUUUCUCAAAGAUUUUUGAUGCACAGACCACUCAGCAGCAGUUUUAUGAAAGCACAAUGAAGACGAUGGUGAAAGACGUGCUUCAAGGAGAGAACAGACUCCUCUACACUUAUGGUGUCACCAACUCUGGGAAGACUUACACCAUUCAGGGGAGUGGACGAGAGGCCGGCCUGCUGCCCAGGACUUUAGCGUCCCUGUUCAGGAAACUGCAGGGUCGCCUCUAUGAUGCCAUGGACCUGAAGCCUAUCAUGUUUCAGGAUGUGAGGCAGCUUAACUCCAGCGAGGUCAGGGCAGAGGAAAUCCGCAGAAACUCUCUGCUCAAAGAGGAUGAGAGUCAGACCUCCCGUCGAGGUGGCACCACAAUCUGGGACAGCGGCGUCGGAGGACUUUCCUCAACAAGUAAUUUCGCCACACAACUCGAAGACACAGACAGUGUUUGUCUGGAGCCGGACAGCCUCUCACACAGCGGAGGAGAUGAUCUAGAGGAAGGAGUGCAGUUCUCUAUCUGGGUCUCCUUCUAUGAAAUCUAUAAUGAGUUCCUGUAUGACCUGCUGGAUGCUUCGCCCUCCCUGCAGCCCAGGAAAAGAGUCACACUGCGCCUUAGUGACGACAAGCAGGGAAACCCCUACGUGAAAGACCUCACUUGGCUCCAGGUCCACAAUGCUGAGGAAGCUUGGAAGAUUCUGAAGGCCGGACGCCGUAACCAGAGCUUUGCCAGCACUCACCUCAACCAGAACUCAAGCCGCAGCCAUAGCAUUUUCUCCAUCCGUGUCCUGCACGUUCGCCCGGAUGUAGAUUCUGGCAGGGCCAUGCAAACCAGCGAACUGACCGUGUGUGAUCUGGCGGGGUCUGAACGCUGUAAAGAGCAGCGCAACGGCGAGAGGAUGAAGGAAGCCAACAACAUCAACACCUCUCUUUUAACGCUGGGGCGCUGCAUCGCUGCUCUGAGACACAACCAGAACAACAAGUCAAGACCUCUUCAAGUGGUUCCCUUCAGAGACAGCAAACUGACCCGAGUCCUGCAGGGCUUCUUCUGCGGCCGAGGAACCUCCAGCAUGGUGGUCAACAUCAAUCCGUGUGCCUCCAUCUAUGACGAGACCCUCCAAGCCCUCAAAUUCUCAGCUAUUGCUACUCAGCUGGUCCAUGGUCCGUCUACAAAGACCAGAGUGGCCUACAUCCUGUCCCUGCUGCGCGAGCCCACAGCACAUGGUAAUGACAGCACGGUGAUGGAAGAGGAGGAGGAUGAGAGUGAUGUUGAAGAUGGAGAUAUCACCAUGUUAAACACUGAGGCUCUGCUGCAGGCCAUCGACGUCCUGAAGAGAGAGGUGCAGCGCCAGCGGGAGGAGAAAGAGGCUCUCGAGGCGAAUGUUAGAGAGCAGGUGGUCUCUGAAAUGAUGGAGGUCAUCAAUGGGAUGCAGGAUGGCUUCAGUGAGACCCUGGAGGCAGAGAGAUCUCUGAUUGAGCAGCGCUAUGAAGACAAGCUUACCAACGUGCAAAAACAUCUGAAGAAAUUCUACAGCGAAGAAUUAAAAGAGCGGGACCAGGAGAUUGAAGCUUUGUCUACUGCCCUUGAUAAGAAACAAGUGAACGUCUCCAUGUCGGUGUCACAGGUUGACUGUGAGGGACCGCGACGGUCUCAGCGUCUCAAUAAUCAAAAUGAACUCAGCUGCAGACUUCAGGUUGAACUUGAUCAAUGCCGCGCUGAUCUGCUCACAAAGACACAAGAGCUGACGAGGCUGAAGAUGCAGCUGGAGGUCCCAGGUUCAGCAGGCAACCUCACCUCUGCUGCAGACCGCAAGCUGGAGGACGGUCAACGGAAUCUGCGCCAGCUGCGUCAGGACCUGCAGAGGCUUGGGCUGGACCUGCAGUCUGGUGAGAGAGCCUGCUGUCGCAACACAGGAGGGGAGAAGCUGCGGCAGGGAUUGACAGCUGCAGAUGAGACGCUCGCCAAACAGGACCAGGUUCUCGUGGAGCUCCAGAACAACCUGAUGCUUGUUAAGGCAGACUUGAGGCGGAAAGCAGAGGCCCUGGCUCAGACUCAAUUCACCCGGCCUCAGAUGCCCCCCUCAGGCUCUGUCCCCUUCACCACUCUAGGUUCCUGUAAGAAGAGGGGCUGCGUAGCCGCUGCGCCGAGCGACACGGAGAACCGACCUCCACAGAAACGACCCUUUUUCCAGUCCUUGUUCCCGUCGUGCACCCCGACACGUAAAUACAACACUCGAGCGUGUCAGGAACCAAACACUCCUUACUCGCAGAUCCUGAAGUCUCGCCAGCCAUCUCCACCUCCCAGCCCUCUCCUCACCCCUCGCAGACUCAGGGGCAAGUACUGAGCUCUUUGAAGCUUAUGUGGGAGUCUGUCCUUUUUUACUUUAUGCAAAAACAAGAUAUAUCUUCGUAUUAUAUAUUUUUAUUCAUUUUUUGCAGUGCAGUUUACUUGUUGACAUGCCAAAUAGUUAUGGUGCUCAUGCCAGUUAAACAUUUAUGCUUUAAAAGGGUUUCAGCAUUCGUUCAGAGAAAAGAGGGGCUCUCUAUCUCCUCCAGGAUAAACAGUUUGAUUGUAUAGCAAGAAUAGUGCAUGUGUGUGUUAUUGACUGUCUGCAUCGCCUCCCUUUGCCCUCACUGUAAAUACUUUUUUGUUUUCCACAGUAACAUCUAUGAAACACCUGUUAUUACUACUACAAGAUAAAUGCAUUUGACUGUCAUGUUAAAGAUUUUUUGACUGUAAAUAUCUGUAGAUCUCACGUACUCUGCAACAUUAAACACAAAAAAUGACAA